UCCCUCCCGCCCUCUUCCCCCUUCCUCUCUCCCUGCAGCCGGCGUCCCUACUGCGCCGCCCGGGCAGCCCAGAGCGCGGCGCGCAAGGGCACCGGAGCCAGGGGCCGCGCACCUCGGGGCCGCGGCGGGCCCGGGUCCAGGCUCGCACCGGCGCUCUCCAGCCCGGACCCAGCUCAAACAGCCAGCAUCCCGAGCCCGGACCCUGAGUCCACGCAUCCCCUUGGCCCAGAGCGAGGAUGAGUACCCUGGGCCAGGCACAAAGUCGGCGUUCAACUUUGUAAAGACAUGGUUGGAGUGUGUCUGUGUGUAGCGGGGACAGCGAGCUGAUGCCGAGAGUCGGCCGGCUGCCCUGCCUCCUCCUUCCCGGGCCGCCGCCGUCGCAGCCGCGCGCGCACACGCACGGCCAUCGGGCCGCGUUUCCGAGCUCCGGCUCUGGGCUUGGAUGCGAGUUUUCAUUUCCAAAGGAGGCAGAGCCCGCGUGGAGCGCUGAGGGGCUCAACCCCCCACCCACUCGUCGCCAGUGCUGUCACGCUCCGGCUGGCGGGGAAAAGAGACUCGCACGCCUAGCUUUGUUGUGGAAAUCCGGUUACCUGACUUAUCACCUAUCCCAUGGAUACAUUACUUGACUUACCGUGAAAGGAUCAGUAGCGCCAUUGGAUACUGACCAUCUUGGCCUUAGGGCUUUCAGGAUGAAUGGAAGGUCAUGUGGCAUGAGUCUCCAUCGGCCAUCAAGAAACCCGCAGGGGCCUGGGUUGCUCAGUGGUCAACAUACUCCUCCCAUCAGAGCCCACUCGGGCGCUCCGGGCCCCUCGUCCUGUGCCAGCCUACCCAGCCCCGCUAUUGGAAGUCCUGCUAACAGCCUCCACCUCAGGAUGUCCUCCGGAGCAGGGAUUGCUGCUCAGAGCGACGUGGCCUUGAGCCCCAUCCAUCUGCCCGCCCUGAGCCCCAGGAGACAGUUACUCACCAAUGGGAAGCCUCAGUUUCCCGCCACUCAGGGCCGUGGCUUGGCCGCAUCGCUUACUGUAAAGCCCAAACAGCAAGAAUUUGGAGACCCCUUUUCUCCAAAUCCCGAGAAAGGGGCUCUUGGCUUUGGGCCUCAGUGCAAGUCCAUUGGAAAAGGCAGCUGCAACAAUCUAGUGGUCACCAGCAGUCCCAUGAUGGUUCAGCGACUGGGACCCAUUUCACCUCCAGCAAGCCAGGUCUCCACAGCAUGCAAGCAGAUCAGUCCUAGCUUACCGAGGGCACUGAAUGCAGCCAACCUGAAUAGACCUCCUUCAGAUUCCAGGUCCCUCAUUCUGCAAGAGUCCCUGGUGUCCACGACUUUGAGUCUGACGGAGACUCAAUCGGCCUUGAGUGUCAAGCAGGAGUGGUCUCAGAGCUACAGGGCUUUUCCUUCCCUGUCAUCGAACCAUGGCUCUCAGAAUGGCAUGGACCUAGGGGACGUCCUGAGCUUGCCUCCUGGCACACCGGGGGCCAGCAAUAGCGUCUCUAACCCUUUGCCACCUUAUCUUUUUGGCAUGGAAAAUAGCCACUCUCCUUACCCUAGUCCUCGGCACUCAGCAACCAGGUCCCACUCCACCCGCUCCAAGAAAAGAGCUCUGUCCCUGUCCCCGCUGUCUGAUGGCAUUGGGAUUGACUUCAAUACUAUCAUCCGCACUUCGCCGACUUCCUUGGUUGCCUACAUCAACGGAUCAAGAGCCUCCCCUGCCAACGUGUCCCCACAGUCGGAGGUCUAUGGGCAUUUCCUGGGUGUUCGUGGCAGCUGCAUUCCCCAGUCUUGUGCAGUGUCCAGUGGGCAGAAAGGUGUGCUGGUGGCCAGCGGAGGGCAGGUGCUGCCAGGCUAUGGCGAGGACGGUACCCUGGAGUACGAGCGCAUGCAGCAGCUGGAGCAUGGUGGCCUGCAGUCUGGACCUGCGAACAACGUGGCGCUGCAGCCGGGCCUACCGGGCCAGGAUGGGUCAGCCAAUAUGCUCAAAACCGAGCGCCUGGAGGAGUUCCCAGGCAGUGCCUUGGACCUGCCCUCAGCGCAGCCUCUCCCUCCUCUUCCCCCGCCUCAGGGCCCCCCACCCCCAUACCAUGCCCACCCACACCUUCAUCACCCAGAGCUCCUGCCUCACACACAGCCACUGGCCCUGGCCCAGGCUGGCCUGGAUGAGGAUGGGGAGAUGGAGGACUCAGGGGGCAAGCACUGCUGCCGUUGGAUAGACUGCAGUGCCCUAUAUGACCAGCAGGAGGAACUGGUGAGGCACAUCGAGAAGGUCCACAUAGACCAGCGCAAGGGGGAAGACUUCACCUGCUUCUGGACUGGCUGCCCAAGGAGGUACAAGCCCUUCAACGCCCGCUAUAAGCUGCUGAUCCACAUGAGAGUCCACUCCGGGGAGAAGCCCAACAAGUGUACGUUUGAAGGGUGCAAGAAGGCCUUUUCAAGGCUUGAGAACCUCAAGAUUCAUUUGCGGAGCCACACGGGGGAGAAGCCAUACCUGUGCCAGCACCCGGGCUGCCAGAAGGCUUUCAGCAACUCCAGUGACCGUGCCAAGCACCAGAGGACGCAUCUUGACACUAAACCUUAUGCUUGUCAAAUUCCAGGAUGUACAAAACGCUACACCGACCCAAGCUCCCUCAGAAAGCACGUGAAAGCACACUCUUCCAAAGAGCAACAGGCAAGGAAAAAGCUGCGGUCUAGCGCUGAGCUCCAUCCAGAUCUCCUCACCGACUGUCUCGCUGUGCAGCCUCUGCAGCCAGCCACUUCCCCCAGAGAUGCUGAUGGUGCCAUGGGACACUCCCCAGGGCCAGGGCCUGGGCCUGAACUCUAUCCAGCUCCCAUUUUCGCCAGCAGUCAUUCAAGCCGAAGUGGAACAGCUGCUGGGGCCGUGCCACCCCCACAUCCUGUCAGUCACCCUUCUCCGGGACAUAAUGUACAGGGGAGCCCCCACCACCCCUCCUCCCAGUUACCUCCACUCGCAGCUGUGGACGCAGGCACCGAGAGGUUCGCACCUCCGACUCCAUCUCCUCAGCACUUGAGCCCAGGAAGAGUCCCAGCUCCUCCGUCACUGCUGCAGAGAGCACAGCCUCCGCACACCCAGCAGCCACCAGGCUCACUCCUGAAGUCCUACCAGCCAGAAACAAACCCUGCUUUUCAGUCGAAUGGUAUCCACGUCCAUGGAUUUUAUGGCCAGCUGCAGACAUUCUGCCCCCCACAUUACCCGGAUACUCUGCCACCCAGCAGCUCCUGCAGUAUGGUACCUGCCUUUGAGGACUGCCUGGUCCCUACGUCCAUGGGUCAGACUGGCUUUGACGUUUUCCACAGAGCCUUCUCAACACACUCAGGCAUUACAGUGUACGAUUUGCCUUCAGCUUCCUCCAGCCUCUUUGGGGAAUCUCUCCGCAGUGGCCCUGAAGAUCCCGCGUUCUUGCAGCUCAGCGCUGUGGACCGCUGUCCUAGUCAGCUGUCCUCCGUGUAUACCGAAGGCUAGAAGGCUCCGCAGGUCUCUCCUGCGCAUCAAGGACCUUUGAGUUGCUCAUCACCUCUUAUUUUCAUACUCUCACAAGAUGUGUGAAGGAUGUCAACCAAAUCCGUGGAGCCAGUAGGGUCACGUGGUCUCUGGAAGGCGGGACCGCAUGGUCGGUUCUCACUAUUCAGAAAUGCCUGCACCUCUUCCAUUUUCCCUCAGUUUGCUGGGCCAGGUGACAAUCAGGAAUUUCUUUUCAAAGGGAAUUUAGAGUCUCACUUUAAAGAUACCUGUCACUUCCUGCCUGUCAGCUCUCAAAAGACACCAAUGAAUGUGUCCAUGAAUGGGAUGACCCUUGCUGAAGGCUCGAAAGCGGGGAAAACUGCCCAGUCCCCAGAGGCUGGGUGUGCCACCUCGCCCUGUUUUCCCUCCUGGCUGAGUGACGCACAGUCGUGGACAGUGAGGGAAAUGCAUGUCCAGAGCAGGUGUGGCUUAGACACUCUCAAACUCUGGCUUCAACAUUUGUCUUACGUAGCCCAUGCUAACUCUUUGCUCCUCAGUUGCUCCUCCACCAGUGGCAAAAUAAGGUUUUAUAUUCACUGGCCUACUUUGUUUUUGAACUUUAAAGACUUGCUUUUUACAUCUACUUUUAAAGGAAAAAUAUUUAAAGGUUUGUUCAUUUGUUAUAAGUCAGUACCCUUUUAAUCACCCCAGCUGCGUGUAUUUUACCACAGCCGUAACUCUUCCUGGCCUAAUUUUGCAGUUUAGCAAAGGUUAUCUGAGGAAAACAGAAUAGUUUUGUGCACGUAUGCGUGCGUGCUUGCACACACACACACACACACACACACACACACACACACACACACACUCUCUGCCUGCCUCCCUCUAGGCUUGUUACAAGAACCCUUAAGUGCUGUGUCUGGUGGGUUUUUUUCCCUCUAAACCCCAGCAUUUGAAAGGCAUUCUGAGUUUGAAGGUAGCCUGGUCUACACAGUGAGUUCCAGUCCAGCCAGAGAUACAUCUUAAAAACUAAUAAUAACUUUCAUGUAUUGAUGGCUCAAUGACUCCAGCCUGAAAAACAUCUCGUGUGAUGGUUUGUGCAUUGCCUCUACUGUAGUGCUUAGACCAGGAAUCAUGAGAGCUGGGACACACUGAGGCUUGUGCGUGGCUUUGUUCAGAAACCAAGCCAAGCGCCCCUGUGGUCCAGUUAUUCCCUGUGCCUUCUGCCCAGUUCCUUCCAGGGUUCCACUCGUCUCCGUCUCCUGUGUUCUGCCCUUCUUAUUUUCACGUCCUCUCCUCCUUUCCUCACUGUGUUUCAGCUGUACCGACAUCCCCAAAUCCUGUCAACUCUUGGGAAUGUUCACAGAAGGUAGACUCAGGAAAGCAACUUUUUGGAACUCAUCUUUGAAGGCCUGGAAUUUUUUACAGAGCACCUCGCCUUUUUAUGUUAAGCCUAAACACGACAUCAUUUUCCACGGACAGAAAGGUACUUUAAAAGAGCCUGUGUCCUAGGGCAGAGGCUGUAUAAAUAAGCCAAACCCCAAAAAAGCUGCUCAGUUCCAGCAUUCUGGUUCACUCAUAUUUCAGGAUUUGUUUGCUUCUUAAAAAAAUGCUUUUUCAAAUGGAACUACAGCUAAAUUCUUUAUGAAACUGGGGUCACUGUGACCUUAAAUAGCUCAGUGUCUGGGGGUCCUGAGACUGCUUGUGCUCUAAUAGACAGGCGUGUGAGUCCCAAAUCAGAAGAGUUCCACCUCUUCCCACGCUUCACUCCGGAUGCCACUGGAUGGGGUAGAUAAAGAACCGGGUGUGGGUUCUAGUUUCACAGCCUAUGGCUUGGACUGAUGUUGCUGAAAAGGCCGCAUUCUUGGGGUGAACUAUUGUGUAGACAUCUGAGGCACAAGACCUUGAGUUCUCUUGGGUCUUCUGAACAUUAAGGAAGAAGGCACAUCAGGCUACCUCCACAGGUGAGCUCUCAGGCUGCUAAAACUAUAACCCUUCAAGACCUGGUUGGGUCAUUACACUUGGGCUAAGCAAGAACACACUUACGUUAACACUGACUUACCUGGUGGAGGCCCUCAUUUUACUUCUGUCACAUUCUAGAAAGAAAAGGAGACCCUACUCUCAAGGGAAGCAUCAUUCAGUUCUUACACCCUAAAGCUUUCACAAGGCACCCUAGGCAUAUUUCAUCUGGUGCUAAGGAAAGAACAGAUGAAAGGCUCUUGUCCGCUCCACCUUGUGGAGUUACAUGAGUAGGCUGAGCAUCAUAGAAGGGAACAGAAGCACAGGGCCAUACAUGACAUCUCCCCCUGUGGCGGAGACGUGGGCUCGUGAGGCAGGCUCUGGACUCAUGGCUGCAUGGCACUGCUUCUUUCCUGGAUCACCUAGGAGGAUUUCGUGUCAUCAAGGCCUUCUUACUAGGUCAUACAUCCAGUCCCUGCCCCAUAGGCAGCUGCAGAAGGACAUUCUUGCUGUCAGAAAGAAGCAUGCUUGGAGCCAGGUCCAUUGCAGCCCUCCUGAAGGUCCUCCUCAGUGUAUUCCUGAAAGCCGCUGGUCUGUGGGCAGGGCCUAAUGACAUGUCACAUUCAGGGUCCUUCACUUUGCACAAACUCUGUCUAUCCUUAGGUUCCAGAAUUUCUCCUAAGCUUGAAAUGUGCCCCUCACUUACUUUGACCUACAUAGUUCCGUCCGUGUUUUUAAAGCAGCGAAAAUCAAGCUUAAAAAUCAUAGAUCAUUCCCUUCCAUUCCUGGGCCCUUUUAGUCCUGAUGGGUAGCCAUUUUUAUAAACAUCCAAAUGGAAAUCGUCAUUCCCCUUUAAAAACAAAAACACAAACAACAAAAACUAGUGCUGGUGAAAACACACAUAGCCCAAAUCCAAUUAUCCCAUUACACAAAACAGAUCAGUAUGCCUAGAGACAUUUCAUUGCUUCAUCCGUUGCCAUAACUCCCUAAAGGGACUGCGUCAAAGUGUCACUUGUAAUUUACGCUCUGAUCAUCACUUAACUGUUUAAAUAUCUCAUGACCCUGAGAGGUACAGUUCUUUAUGCGGGUCUGCACCAUGACCCAGCUGAUUUCAAGUGGACAAUGCAGUGUGUGGCAGACCACAGGAUAAAAAUCCCGAUGACAGUGUUGGUUAGCUCCAGUUCAAGUGACCAACUGGCCAGGGUUCUGGUUCACUAACACAAGCUUGGGACAGGGCUAACCAGCCUCCGUGUCAUAGAACUUAUCCCCCUCCCCACCCCCUGAUUGCCUGGAAAUUUUGACAAUAGCCUCCGCAAUGUUCAGUUUUAUGAUUUGGUGUUUGAUUUGAUGUGACUGUUUAGACCCAUGUUGUCAUUGCUGCAGAUAGAGUAACAGGGCAAGAGAAAAAAAAAAAAAAACCAACUCAUUGGAUAAAAUGGGGAGUGUAAAAAUGAAGAGAUUUAUUUUGUACAGACAAAGAAGUGUCCUCUGUAAUGUUGCUGACAUAAAGCACUUUGGGGGGGUGAGGGACGUGGAAGUCUGUUUCCCAUAAAUCAUGCAGCCCCUUGUA
Molecule: messenger RNA, 6978 nt
Organism: Alexandromys fortis (reed vole)
Lineage: Eukaryota; Metazoa; Chordata; Mammalia; Rodentia; Cricetidae
Gene: Glis3
Product: GLIS family zinc finger 3
Exons: 11
Coding region: 690-3473 (927 amino acids)
Biological process (GO): regulation of transcription by RNA polymerase II
Cellular component (GO): nucleus
Molecular function (GO): RNA polymerase II cis-regulatory region sequence-specific DNA binding; DNA-binding transcription factor activity, RNA polymerase II-specific
Source: RefSeq, a predicted model, not a curated record